Lutzomyia longipalpis is the source of this 8770-nucleotide messenger RNA. RefSeq names its product SLIT-ROBO Rho GTPase-activating protein 1-like. The transcript is spliced from 12 exons. Gene Ontology annotation, biological process: signal transduction; negative regulation of cell migration. The record is from RefSeq and is a predicted model, not a curated record. Gene Ontology annotation, cellular component: cytoplasm. The coding region runs from base 551 to 4288 and encodes 1245 amino acids. Gene Ontology annotation, molecular function: protein binding. NCBI's taxonomy places the organism in Eukaryota, Metazoa, Arthropoda, Insecta, Diptera, Psychodidae.
AUAGUAAGAAUAUAAUAUGGCGGUUGUGUGUGGAAACGCGUUGUGUAUUGUUGAAUUUCCUGCGGGAAAAUUUCAUGGAUUUCUUACCAAGAACAUUGCAAAAGAGUGCUAAGUGUGUGCAUGAAGUGCUUCAUAAUUAACUAGCUCAAGUGAAUUAAAUCAACGAAGGACAGAAUUAACGAAUUUUUCACGAAAAACGAAAUUAAAUAUGAUUUCUUCGCAUUAUAAUUCCUCCAUCGAAGAUGUGUGUGGAGUUUUUUUUUUAAUUCAUCUCUUAUGAAAUAAAAAUGGCAAUAAUGAUGAAUUAAAUGUGAAUGAAAAAUUGCUCUAAAAAUCUCAAUAAAGUGUGUGUGUUCAGUGAUGAAUUUUCCGGUAAAAUGGAAAAUACAUAAAGGUCUAAAUUAGCGAAAAAAAGAAAAGAGUCUCAAAACACAAAGAAGCAACUUAUGGUUGUGAAUUUGCACAAAGUCCAAACUCAGUGAAAUUUUCCAUAAAAAAGCACAACUUUAAAAAAAAUUAAAAAGUUUUCCCAACAAGAAAGCACGUGAAAAUGUUCCAGUGUAUCAUACAGCAACGAAAUGGGUGGAUUCAUGCACCAAAUCCUGAAAUGCGAGAUGUUUUUCCAGACAUUAGAUUGCAACUUAAUGAGCAACUGAGGUGUCUCGAUGUGAGGGUUGAAUCUCAGGUGUCACUCAUUCAGGAGUUGCAGGAUUUUUUCCGGAGACGCGGUGAAUUGGAGCUGGAUUACAGCAAGAGUCUCGAAAAGAUGGCAAAGAGUCUCCUACUUCGGCACAAAGAACAAAAGCAAAAACGAGAGCAGUGGCCGCUCUUUUCAUCUUAUGCCUGCUGGCAGCAGAUGAUCAAUCACACAAAGUCCCUGUCAAAAGAUCACGCAACACUCGCUGAGAUCUACUCCACGCACCUUGUGACGCGUCUUCAGAGUGUAAUUGAUGAUAUUCAGCGCAUCUACCGGCGCUGCCGGGAAAUUGGCUAUGAGACACAUGAGGAAAUCCUUCGUGUCCUUCAGGAGUUGCAUACAACAAUGAAGACAUAUCACAGCUAUCAGACUGAAUGCAAGGCGGCUGAGACAAAAUUGCGCACAGCUGAGAAUCAACGGACCAAAUUGCAACAGACAAUUCCCAAGGAGAAGCUCGAGAGGAGCAAAAAGUACAGACUGAUUGAGAAGGAGGUGCUAAAGAGGCGCAAUAAAUACACAGAUGCACGUCUCAAGGCGCUCAAAGCCAAAAAUGAAUAUCAACUAUGUCUCGAAGCGUCCAAUACGACAAUACACAAGUACUUUGUUGAGGACCUCAGUGAUCUCAUUGAUUGCAUGGAUUUGGGAUUCCAUUCAGUUGUUUCAAGGGCACUCCUUAUGCACGUUACCGCUGAUCAGGGUAGAUGCCGUUCAAUGCUAAAUAAUGCCGAAAAUCUCUCCCACAUCGUUCACUCAAUGGAUAGCCGGGCGGAUAAGCAGAAAUUCCUGGAACAGCACCACAGUGCUUUCAUGAUACCCAAGAGAUUGGAAUUUCAGGGGCAGCAUCUCGUUGAGUCGAUUGAACCAGAACUGCAGAAAGCUCUGCAUCAGGAGAUGGAGGCAAGACUGCAGCAUUUGGAGCAGCGUGUUAGUAAUCUUCGGACAGAGUCUGAGGAAAUCUGGAAGACCCUGGAGACGGCUGAGAUAAAUUUGUUGGAGAUCCUAAAUACAAAAGACUACGAUUUGACGUCAUUCUUCGGUGAUCCAGCCCUACAUGGGGCAUCGAAGGAGCUGACAAAGCAAAAAGCAGACAAGCAGGAGAUUGAGGAGUUCUACAUCACAAAAAUUCGUGAAUAUAUUUUGGGAACAUCGCGUAUUGCGCGCUUAGAUGCAAAGGCGGAAUUCUUGCGGACAUCGCUGACCAAAGAUGGAGCUGGGGGUGCUGUAGGGCAUCCCAUGGUGAAGACAAAUGUGCCAAAGCGAAAGCGCAUUGGGCGAAUGAAUAUCUCGGGGCAGCCAAAGUUAUUUGGGGGGUCACUCGAGGAAUACCUCGAGGCAACUAAUGAGGAGAUUCCCCUCAUAAUGCGAAGCUGUAUACGUGUCAUUAAUCUCUAUGGGCUCCAUCAUCAGGGUAUUUUCCGUGUGUCUGGCUCACAGGUGGAAAUUUCAAAUUUCCGUGAAGGCUUCGAAAGGGGUGAAGAUCCCCUGGCAGACACAACAGAUGCAUCGGAUAUUAAUUCCGUCUGUGGAGUACUGAAGCUGUACCUUCGUGAACUCCGGGAGCCUCUCUUUCCCAUCAUCUACUUCGAUCACUUUGUUUCACUUGCACAAUUGGAAUCAAAACAGGAAAUUGUGAAUGGAAUUAGGAAAUUCCUUCAGAGCUUACCACGCUCUGUGAUUAUUGUGAUUCGAUAUCUCUUUGCAUUUCUCAACCAUCUUUCAGAGUAUUCAGAUGAAAAUAUGAUGGAUGCAUACAACUUGGCCAUUUGCUUUGGACCAACACUAAUGCCAGCCCCGGAGGAUAAGGAUCAGGUGCAGUUUCAGAAUCAAGUGAAUGAACUCAUCAAAAAUAUGAUUGUUUUCCACGAAGAGCUCUUCCCUCGAGAUCUCGGUGGGACGCAAUAUGAGAAGUACAUUUCCCAGGAGCCAUAUAUUGAUAUUGAGGUUGGUGACUCUCCAACGGAACAAGUUGCUGAAGACCCAGACUCAGAGGUUUAUCCAUCAGAAGAUGAAUCCGAUACACUUGAAGCGACAGUUCAGUUUGACUUCUCAGCUCGAUCCAACCGUGAAUUGAGUCUCCGAAAGGGUGAGACGGUUAUUCUUCGGAAGCAAGUGUCCAAUGAUUGGUGGCAGGGUACGGUUAAUGGGAAGGAAGGUCUCGUCCCGGACAAAUAUAUUUCGUUGAAAAUCAAAGACGAAGAUCGUGAUCGAGGGAGUGAUCACAUGAAGUCCUCAAGUUCAGAAGAAUCAGUCCGAAAGCGUCGACCGAGUGGCUCAAUUGUCAUUCCCAGUCAACUGACUGUCUACACGGUGAGCCAAUCAGCUCCCGCGCAGGCACCAAAGUCAGCAAAUACCACGGAAAAUGCACCACAAAGUGAGGAAGUUAGCCAACAGCAGCCAACGGCACAGCAGCUUCAAAUAGGGAUUCCAAUGGUGGAGCCAAAGAGGCCACCUGAGGAUUUCUUGCACUACGACACAGUGGACACAGUUAAGUCCAAGUACAGCUACCACGAUGAGCCGCAUUCCUUUGAGAAUUCCAUGGACUUCCUGGAGGACUUCAAUCACUUCCAAUUUGAGGGUGCCCGAAAGAAUGAACCAAUUUAUGCUGAACCCAGCAAACCACCACAACCUGUGGCCUCCGGAAGUAGCACGGAGGUGGGCACAAAUGGCGAUGUGGCGGACGUGGUGGGAGAAGAGGAUGUGGAUGAGGUGGAAGUGCGCCAAAAGGGGGAGCAUGAUGGGCAAUUGGAGAAGAUUGGGGUGAGGCAUUCGGAUACGGAUGUCCUCAAGCAUCGUGGGGAUGAUGAGGUGGUUAAGGCACCGCGUAAAUUUCACUCAAAAAGCUUCAGUUUAUCCGAAAAUCGCGUGUGCAACAUGUUCCAGCAGAAUCGUGAGCUGUGGGAGAAGAGGGCAGAGCUGAGUUCACAGCAUAGCUUGACAACACCGCGAAUUCUCUCGCGGAAUCGCAUUGCACCGGAUUUAGUGAUGGAUUUGCCAGCAAUGGCCAAUCAUUCGGGUGAGGUGAAGCGUGAGGGUUCACGGGAGAGUCUCGAUCAAGAUGUGGAGGUGGAUUUGUCAUCAGCUGAGCGCUUUGCCACGCAGAAUCAGUGUACGCUGAAGAAGAAUGAGCGUUUCAGUGCUGAGGGGCAAUUUGACGGGGGUGGUGGUGUUCCGCCGGGGAAGAAGGAAGUAAAACUUCCCUUUCAGAAGGUGGAAAAACCCAAAGCGGAAGUGAAGCCACAGGAGAAGGAACCCCCGGAGGAGGCAGUGGAGGUAAGUUUGCACAUUACUGAAGACAACACAACUGAAUGUGAGGAUGGUGGUGCGACUGUUGUCCACAAGAGCCCCAUUCCGGCAAGAAAUACCCAAAAAUUCGUUUCUCAAUUUGCUGAUCUCAAACUCACGGGUGGCUGCCUCCAAGGGGGUGGUGCUGGGAGUGCCAGUAGUACAGCUGCAGAAGCCAGUACGAGCACAAAUCCCCCAACAUUGUCCUCCUUUAAGCCCGUAAAGCCGGUUAAGCCGCAAUUCCUCAAAAAAGCCCUCGUCCUUCCCCCCUCAACACCCGAAAUGACCAGAAGGGCGCAUCCUGAGUAAAGAAAAAAAGAAAGCCCCUUAUCCAUUCUCAUAAACUUUCCAUGAAAAAUUAAAAGAAAAAAAGACAGAACAGUGCAGAAAAUUGUGUAGCAAAACCAUAAAGUUUUUCAUUUAAAUUCAGUGGAAAUUAUUCUUUAAAUGGUUAAAUGGAAAAGCUUUUAAGGUUUUUCUUUGCAUUUAAUCAGUCAAUUUUUGUCUAACGUUCUUUUAACUCGCAGAAUUUUUUUUAAAGAUAUUUAUUAAUUUUUUACGUUAAUCUGAAAACUCAUUUUCUAAAAAAAAUAUAUUUAAAAUAUUGAAAUAUUAGUUUGUCCAAUAUUUACACGAAUUUCUAACCUAAGAUAUUCACAUAAAUUCAUUACAAUUUUUAUUUUCUGACUCAUUCAUCCCCAUUGAAUGUAAUCGUAAAAAUGUUAGGUUAGAAUCCGGAUCUAACCGAAUAAAUAUUCGACAACCCAAUAGAUACAUUUUCUUUUAUGAAAUCGGGAGAGUUUCUGAAUUUUAAAGGACGUUUUUCAUGAAUCAUUAAACCUUUUGAGAAAAAAGAAGUGAUUUUCCGGCGUGUAGACAAUAAUAAUUUUCUGGGUUUUUCGUCGGUUAAAUGGGGGUUCUCACCCAGAAUAACUCACAUUUUCCGGAGCUUUCGGCUCCAUUUGGAGCCUUUUUCAGUGAUUACAGUGAGAAGGAAUUUAUUUACAAACAUUUUCUACAAAAACAGUGAGUGGAAAAUUGUUUUGUUUUUGUAGAAAAUGUUUAUAAAUAAAUUCCUUCUCUCUGUAGCCACUGAAGAAGGCUCUGAACGGAGCCGAAAGCUCUGGAUAACGUGAGUUUUUCUGGGUGGGUACACCCAUUUAGCCCAUGAAAAACCCGGAAACUUAUUACUUUUGAGGAAACAAUAAUGGGGUAGGUCCCGGAAUAGCCAAACAGAUUUUCCAUUUUUUAUUCAAUUCUGGAUUUUUAAUCUGAAAAUUAGGAUUUUUUCAAAAAAUCCUCCUUGAUAUCAGGAGAAUUUUCCGUUUUGGCCAGGAAAAUGCUAAUUUUGGUUAGAAAAAUGUUCCAAUUUCAUGAGGAAUGUUCCAUUUUGACGAAAAAGUCUGUCAUUAGGCAAAAUUAGCAUUCUCCAGAUCAAAAGGAUUUUUUUUAAUUAAAAUCCUAAUUUUCUGAUCAAAAGAAAUUUUUUAAUCCUCAAAUCUUCUGCAAGAAAUCAGCAAAGAUUCGCUCAGAGAGAUAAGCAAUGACUGGCUGCAGCAAAAAAAAACUCAUUAAUCGUUAGAAUAGCAAAAUCUAACGUUAGAAAAAAACGUUAGGGGUUAGAAAUGGACUGACAAACUUUCAAAAUGUAUAAUCAGAAUAAACAAGGUCUAAAUUCGAUUCAGUUGGUUUAGUAAUCACAAUUUUUAUAAAUUAAAGAUUAUAAAAUUAUACUUUUUAAUUCAUUUUAAACGUUCUUUUAACCCUUUCACGUCAAUUUAAUUAUACACUGACUCAUAAAUGCAUUAGUUUCCAUAGAAGAAGCCAAAGAAAACGUUUAAAUUGAGAAAUGUCUUCGUAAAGUUUCAAAAAAAAAUUCAAAAAAGUUUCAAACGAUCGCGAAAGGGUUAAUUGAAAAAUCUAUUUUUAUCUCCUUAUUCGUUCUUUACUCGUCUUAAAUGUUUCCUGUUUGCUCCAAUGGUUAAGGUAGAUUUUUUUUCUCUUGAAACAUUGAUAAAAUAUUCACGCAAAUGUUUCAUGGAUGUUUUUUUUUGCAUUUCUAAAUCUCUGUUAAAUUGCUACACUAUUUUCAAUUAACUUCUCUGUCUUCUUUGCCACAAAUAAUAGAACAUCACUGUUAGCUGGAUUAAAUGUGCAACAUUGGUGCUCAAACAUAUUUGAUAUUAUCUGAAAAAAAAAUCCAAUUUAUGACGUCCCAACAUUAUACUUUUAUCCUUGAGAGAAUAAUGCUCAAAAAAUAUCAUGUUUAAUCCCACAAGAAUUCUUAUAGGAAAUAUUAACCCUUUAAGGUUUUUUGGGUCAUACGCUGACCCAAACGUGAAACAUUUUAUUUUUUCAAUUAUUUAUGAAUGUAAUUGUUUUUGCAUGUUACAAAUGCAUCAAAUUCACGCAUAAGGGGUCAAAGAAGACGUUCUGAGUGAGAAAAGUCCUCUAAAAAAAUUCAUAGAAUAAAAAUCACGAUAAAAGAGCGCAUGUUUCAAUGUUUUUAUGUUUCACGUUGGACGUUAAAGGGUUAAAGAAAAAAAAAGAGUAUACAAUGUAGGUGAAAAAUAUAAUAUAAAAUAAAAAUAAAUAAAAUAUCAACAUAGAUGUGCAGACAGAAAUAAAAGAAAAAGUAAAAGUUAAACCAAAGGAAAGACUGUUUAAGAAUUUAUAGAAAGCAAAAAAAAGAUUAAUGUGAAGUGAAAUAGCUCUAGAAUUUUUUUUUCUAAUUUCUAGAUUUUCUUUUUAAUUUCUCUGAAACUUUGAAAAAUACUAUUUUUACUUUAAUAAGAAAAAUAAGCGAUAUUUUUCUUUUUGUGAUUGUUGAGUUUGUAUUUUUCAUCGCGAAAGAGGAAGAAUAUUCUCUGAUCUCAAGUCUUUCUUACAUUUUCUUCUUGAAGAAUUCUUUUUCUUUUUGAAGAAAUUUGAUGAAAAUUUAAUAAAAAAAAAACAGCUGAUUAGCACAGAUUAGAAAGAUUAAAAAAAGGGAUUUUAAAAUCGUUGGAAAAAAGAUUUUUAUUUUGUUAAAAAUUAUUCUCCAUCAUAGUGUUGGAAAGACAAAAUAACUAAAAGCAUUGUUUUUGAAAGAAAAAAACAUUGAAAAAAAUAAAGAAAAACAGAGAAAUAUUUAAUAGAAAUUGGACCAGAAAUUUUUAAUUAAUAAUAUUUAGGAGAGUGUUUUAAAAAAUUUAUGUAGAAAUUUUCGUAGAGAGAAAAAAUAAUAAUUUAUUGCGAUAAAACUUUUCUGAGAGACUGAAAAAAUGCACAUAAAAUUUUAUCUCACACACAAACCAAGUUUUUUAGGACAUUAAUCCUUCAAUACUAAAAGCACAUUUCUAGAAGACAUUUUAGAUGAGAAAGAAAAAAAUCCUAAAAGAAAUAUUUAGUAUCGAUCCUACAACGGCAAAUUUUGCACAAAAUGAAAAAGAAAAUAAAAGACUAUUGAUAAAAAAAGAUACAUGAGAAGACAAACUCGUGCCAAUUCUUGGAGUCUCUCGAAGAUUUAUUUAUUUAUUCUUUUAAAAAUAUUUUUGAAGAAAAUUUUCUUUUUCUAUUGAAUCUCUUAAAACUCUAGAAUUUUUAUAGGUAAAUGCAAUGAAAGUCUUUAGAACUAUUUAGAAUUUAAAUUGAAUUUUUAAAAUCUUCCUCUUAUAGAUCUUUUUUUUUUUUAAAUAUUUUAUGAAAUGAAAAAAAAAUUAUCUCGAAAGAUAAUAUUUAUUUACAAACAUUUAUAAAUAUUUCUUUUCUUUUAAAUGAUUUGGGAAAAUCUUUUCAAUUUUCCUUGAAAACUUUUGACUUUAAUUUACCCAAAAUUAACCAUUAAAAAAACUUUUCAAAAAGUAAAAUAUACCUAAACUGUCUUUUUGGAUGCAUUUUAUAGCAUUAUACCUAAACUAUUUCCUACUACUGGCUAAAAACUAAACUUAAAAAAACAAGCAUCACAAAAUCCGUAUAUUAUGUAGAAUUUAUAUUAAAAAAAAUCCAACUAAUAUUUAUCUACACAACAAUGUCCCUAAAAAAUCAAAAAAUUAAAGAAACCAACCUAAUCAUUAAAUUUAGAAAAUUAUAACUAAAAAAACAUUUCAAAAAUGAUGUGCUACAUUUUACAGGUAUCUAAAAGAGAUUUAAAAAAUAAAAGGCCAGAACAGGAGGGUGGGAGUCAUGAAUGAAAAAAACACGAUAACGAAACAAGAAACAAUAAUAUAUUCACAUAAAAGAAAGAAAUAAUCAAAGAAAAAAAUAUCGAUGUCCAUGGAAUUAAUGAAGAUAAAACAAAAUAUAGUAAUCUCAUAAUCAAUUUUAUCAAUGUUCAACCAAAAAUAAAUAAAUAAAUAAAACAAACAUGAUAAAGAAAGAAAGCCCAAGGGAAGAGAAAAAGAUACUCAAGAGGGAACUUUUAGAAGUUAUAUAAGUUUUCACAAAACUUUCCUAAAAAAAAUAAUAAGGAAAUGAGGGAAAAAAUAAGAAGAAAAAAUAGCGGAAACGGCGGUAAAAUGGAUCAAAGAAAAUAUAUUUUAAUAGUGUUGUUUGAUAAAAAAAAUGGAAAAAUUUUUAAACGAGUGAGAGCAAAAAUAAACGGACAAUUCUUGUCCGUGUAAAACGGCUUCUCCUUUCUUUACUCCAAAAUAAGGAAGAAGAAAAAUACAUUUUGAGUGAGAAAAAAAAUUUAUUGAAUGAAGUUCUCUCUCAAUUGAAUUAAUUAUGUUACAUUUAAAAUAAUUUUAUUGUAAGAUUUAUUUUAUGGAGGUCAAAAAACAUUUAAAAAUAAAAAUGUAUAAUCGUCUCAAA